AUGCAGGCGUGAAAAUCCCCUUUCUUUGCUUCUUUCUCUCUCUGUGUGCACACCUUUAUUUAGGGCAUUCUAGAGAGAGAAACUUACUUAGAGAGAGAGAGAGCCAACACAGAACAAUGUUACAAAACCUCAUCUUCAUCUUCUUGUUUUGUUCAAGAUAAUGAACAUUGAACAGAGCCUGUUACAUCCACUUAUUAUUACUACACCAUGACACACCAAAAUGUUGCAUUUGCUCUCAAAGAUGAUCUUUUCUGUGAUGAAGAACAAUUAGAUUUGGAUUUUGGAUGUGGGUUUGGUUUCUUUGACCAUAAAGUUCAAAUCUUGACACAAAAAGAUCAUCUUUUUACCCAUUUUGAACACGAUUUGUUAUGGGAAGAAGAUGAGCUUUGUUCCCUUUUGUCCAAGGAACAAAAUGGGUUUUUAAAAGAUGGGUUUUUGGGGGAUUUGGAUUUGGAUUUAAUGGUGUUGAGAAGAGAAUCUGUUGAUUGGAUGUUUAGGGUUAGUACCCAUUAUGGGUUUGUUGCAAUGACGACUAUUUUAGGUGUUAAUUACUUCGAUAGGUUCUUGUUAAGUGGUGGUUUUCAGAGUGAUAAUAAUCGUAAGCCAUGGAUGAAUCAGUUAGUUGCUGUUGCUUGUUUGUCUUUAGCUUCUAAAGUUGAAGAGAUUCAAGCUCCUUUGCUUAUGGAUUUGCAGGUUGAAGGGGCCAAGUUUGUGUUUGAAUCAAAGACUAUAAUGAAAAUGGAGCUUUUGGUGCUGGAUUCUCUUGAAUGGAAGAUGAAUCCGGUCACCCCGCUUUCGUUUUCGGAUUACAUCAUGCGCAGGCUCGGCUUAGUCGCUCAUUGGCGGCAUUCGGAGUUUGUUAGACGGUCUGAAAGAAUUGUUCUUGCUGUCAUUAAUGAUUCAAGGUCUCUGCUUUAUCAUCCAUCUGUAAUUGCUACUGCUACAAUGUCCGUUGUGAUUAAGGAAGUUGAUCCCGAUAACGCGUUCGAUUAUCUGAACCGCUUGAAAGAUUUUCUUGAGAUUAGUGAGGGAAAAUUAGACGACUGCUCUAAAUUCAUCCUGGAAGUAUCUGAUAAUCCGGGAAGUAGCUACUCGAUAUAUCAUAAGCGAAAGUACCAUUUUGCCCCUGGAAGUCCAAACGGUGUGAUUGAUUCCUAUUUCAGCAGCGACAACUCGAGUGACUCAUGGGCGGUUGCGUCAUCAUCGGUUUCAGUUUCGUCUUCACCAGAACCGCCAGUGUUCAAGAAGAUCCGCGCGCAAGAGCAGCUGAUGAAACUGGUCCCACCAACUCGCGUGUCGGUUAGCAACGGUGGUUAGGUUUGGUAAUAGUUUUGCGUAUUUAUUUUCCAACAAUAUGAUGUUAAGGUGCGGUUACAUCACUAAUCAAUAAUUAUGUUCGGGCUAGAACCGUGAGUUCUGUUUAACGAUAGGGUCUUGAUUCUUGCUUUGUUGACCUUGUUUUCGCUAGAUUUGACUUUGAUGAAACAACUCUUUCUGAGACCUCUUGUGUGAGGUGAGUUUCUCUUCAGGUAUCGGUUUUGGGCUUUUCGGAUGACAUAUAACCUUGAUUACGACGAUAAUAUUUUUAGUUUAA
Messenger RNA from Helianthus annuus (common sunflower), 1594 nucleotides. RefSeq names its product cyclin-D3-3. The record is from RefSeq and is a predicted model, not a curated record. Gene Ontology annotation, biological process: regulation of cyclin-dependent protein serine/threonine kinase activity; mitotic cell cycle phase transition. Gene Ontology annotation, molecular function: cyclin-dependent protein serine/threonine kinase regulator activity. Gene Ontology annotation, cellular component: cyclin-dependent protein kinase holoenzyme complex; cytoplasm; nucleus. Bases 208 to 1317 code for a protein of 369 amino acids. NCBI's taxonomy places the organism in Eukaryota, Viridiplantae, Streptophyta, Magnoliopsida, Asterales, Asteraceae. The transcript is spliced from 4 exons.